GCGAUGGUCAACUACGGAGGAGAUGAAGUAUCUGCUUUGGUUCUUGAUAUAGGCUCCUCAUCCGUACGCGCAGGGUACGCCGGGGAUGAUAUCCCCAAGGCCAUUAUCCCGUCGUUUUAUGGCUAUAAGGCGACCUCAGGGGAUGGCGACGUGCAGAUGAGCGAAAACGCACCAGAAAACUUCGAUUCAACCGCCAAACAAACCCCAAGUGACGCGAAACUUUACCUCGGGCAGAAUGGCCCUUCGAUCUGGAGAGAGGGUAUGGAAAUUGGGAACCCUAUACGGGAUGCGUUGAUUUUUGACUUUAAUCCAGUCCCUGCUUUGAUCUCGCAUGCCCUAGUCGACGUUAUGCGAGUCAAUCCUUCAGAACAUCCCAUCCUCGUGACCGAGCCAGCUUGGAACACACCCGCAAAUAGAGAAAGAAUGGCAGAGAUUAUGUUCGAGGAGUUCCAUGUUCCUGCCUUCUACAUCGCCAAUACUGGCGUUUUGAAUGCUUUUGCAGCAGGGAAGGGCUCAGCACUAGUGAUCGAUGUUGGGCAUGCAAUGGCCAGCAUUACUCCAGUAGUCGAUGGCUUCGUACUACGAAAAGGCCUGGUAUCGUCUGCGCUACCUAAACUCGUCCAAGCCCAUGCCAGACACAUCCUGAGCAACCCAACGCCAACACGUCGUGGAAUCGAACUUCUCCCCCAUCAACUUAUCGCCAACAAACUGCCUGUCGAGCCUGGUGCGCCACCAAGGUUUACCCUCCGUGAAGACCGUAUAUCUGGAACGACGGAAAGCUGGAGGGUUUGGUGCGAGAGUCGUGAAGUUGAAGAGUGGAUACAGAGCGUUGCUGGUGUUCUUGAUCAAGGAUGGAACGACCAAGCUGCAGCGUCUCGUUCACCACGCCAAUACGAGUUCCCGACAGGUUACAACACGUACUUCGGGCCGGAACGAUACCAAGUUGGCGAACAGUUUUUCUUCCACUCACCACAGCUAGUGGCGCAAAAUCCAAAUCUCCCAAAGAACAUUCCUACCUUACUUUCAGAGUCCCUGCGAGCCUGUGAUCCGGAUCUGCGGCAAGUUCUCAUGGGAAAUGUGGUUCUCACUGGCGGAGGCAGCCUGUUCCCUGGUUUCGCUGAUCGAUUGGAGGCAGAGCUAUCAAGGAAUUUCCCCCAUGUCAAGAUUCAUGCUCCUGGAAAUCCCAUCGAGCGGAGGUAUGGUGGUUGGCUAGGAGGAAGCAUUCUAGCGAGUCUUGGCACUUUCCAUCAGCUGUGGAUUAGUAGAGAAGAAUGGCAGGAACAUGGUAAGCCUAUUGUGGGGCAGAGGUGUAAAUAGGCGCGUCCUAUUGGGAGAGUUUGCUGCUGGUAGGGUACAUUGUGGCUGCGGAAAUGCAGCUACUUCAAGUUAGCCUAUACUGCGGACCUCGUCUUUGUCCUAAAAUGUAUGGUAGGCUGUUGUUGCAGAAACCGCAUGUCCACUGCCGCAGAAAUGUCGUGAUUAUAUCCUUGAGUGGAGGUCAAGUGGGGCCGGGUUGCCACCCUUUUUCAUUUCCUAUAUGCUGUACGCUCCAUGACAAAGUUCCCUGGCGCUAGUCAAGACACAAGCUUGGACUUGUGAAAUGUAUAAGUACACGUAUUAUCUUCACUAUUAUGCUUAGACUCGACGUUGCUUGAGCUAGGUUCCUGACGGAGCAGAAGCUGAUAUCCCUCGAGAUUCACUCAGACCCA
Molecule: messenger RNA, 1709 nt
Organism: Suillus discolor
Lineage: Eukaryota; Fungi; Basidiomycota; Agaricomycetes; Boletales; Suillaceae
Product: actin family
Exons: 10
Coding region: 4-1317 (437 amino acids)
Biological process (GO): regulation of transcription by RNA polymerase II
Cellular component (GO): NuA4 histone acetyltransferase complex; SWI/SNF complex
Molecular function (GO): chromatin binding
Source: RefSeq, a predicted model, not a curated record